UGGUUUUGAAAUUUCACGGGCUCGGUUUGUGUUGAUGUUUUGAAUUUGGAGCGCUGCUUUGGCACUUAUCGUGACCAGCUAUAACUUAAAACUGUAACUACCGAUUUUCUAGUGAACUAUUUCUUCCAAACCAUGUCUUUUUCAAGAGCUCCAGUGAAGCGAUUUAAUGAAAAUAUCGGCUGCGCCCCAGCACCGGGCACCUACGAGCUGAAACCAGGAGAGGUGAAGGGACCUGCCUCUUUCCUCCGGUCAGAGCGCUUCAAACUGCUCAAGGCCAGUGUUGCUCCCAGCAUCCUACCACCAUCUCCUUCUAAAGAUGUGCCCACGUCACCUGUGGCUGUGCGUAGGACCAUGUCUGUGGAUGGACUGGUUGACGGGUCCAUGUCAAAGAAAGACAAGAGUGGCCAAUCGAUGCAGAUGAAACGGCAGAAACUCCUGGAGAAAGAGAUCCGCUCCCUGGUGCAGCAGCGCGGGGAGCAGGACAGGCGCCUGGUAACCCUGGAGGAGGAGCUGCGGAAGGUGGACGCCAAGCUGUUGUCUGUGGUCAGGGAGAAGAAUGGUCUGGCAGCUAACGUCACCACCCUGGAGAGACAGCUGGCUGAGCUCAAGAAGACUAACGAGUUCCUCAAGAACAAGGUUUCUGCAGACACAACUAAGAAGCGAUUCCAGUCUAUGUCUAUGGAGCUGAUGGAGGCAAGAAACAAACUGGAUGUCAAGGACAAGGAGCUGAGUUUCCUGCAGAUCAGUACAGGGGGCCAGGUGAUGUUGCUGGAGACAGACCUGGAGGCAGCCAGAGCUACACUCACCACCCUGAGGGAGAGGAAUGAGGACCUCUCGGACCUCCACCACGACACCAAAGUCCACAACGAGGAGCUGGAGGAUGAGAUGGGUACACUGCAAGCUGUGAUCCAGGAGCUGAGAGAGGAGGUCAAUGUUCUACAGGGUUACCUGGACACAGCCAACGACCACACCCAGGACCUGCGUAUGAAGCUUCGUGAGAAGACAGAGAUGGAGAACAGCAUGUCUGAGUCUCAGCACAAGAAACUGGGUCAUCUUGAGCAGAAGCUGGAGCAGUGCACCGCAGAGCUCAGGAUCUCUCAGAAUAUUCUCCAUCAGAAGGAGGAGGAGUCAGAGAAAGGUCAACAGGACCUGCAGGCUUCCCGGGAUGCAUUGCAGGAGACCGAGAAGCUUCUGGAGUGGCGAGAGGCGGAGCUGAUGUCCUCCCAGAAGGCAUUGGGAGAUAUGGAAACACAGAUGCAGCGGGCCAACCAGGAAGUGUCUGACUCCCAGAGUGCAGUGCGGCAACAGGAUGCGGAGGUAGUGCGUCUGAGUGAGGUGCUGAGGAGGACCGUGAAGGAGCUGGAUGAGAGAAUAGCUCAUCUGGGAGAGAAGUGCAAAAUCCUGGAGGAGGAGAGAAAUAGGGGCCAGGGGAGAGUGGAGGAGCUGACUGCAGAGCUGAGCCUCCUGCAGGAGAACUGGAGGAGUGAGAAGGAGGUGCAGGAGCAGCUGGCGCAGGCACACACCUCCCUGACUGAGGAGCUGAAGAAGGAAAAGGAGCGUGCAGCCUCCCUGGCCUCGGGGCUGGAGAGAGUUAGGGAGGAGACCGAGGACGAGAGGAAACAGUUGGAGGAUGAGUUGGAUGAGGCUCUAGUGGAGCUGUCAGUUCUGGAGUUGCAGGAAGAGAGGAGGGAGGAAGAGGAGAAGAGGAGAGAGGAGGCCUUACAUAGUUUCCAGCAGGUGAAGACUGAGAUGGAGAGGGAACUGACUGAGACCAGAGCACUGCUAGACAGGAGAAGCAGUGCCGUGGAGGCGUUGGAGAAGGUGCACGGUGCUGAAACGAGGAGGCUGCAGGAGGAACACACCACCUCCCUCAGCAAGAUAGGACACAUGGCCACUGAACUGGAGAGCACCAGACAGGCCCUGAAGGGAGCAGAGGAUAGGAGUAGAGCGCUGGAGGAUGAGGUAGAGAGGGUGACGAAGCAGAUGGAGAGAGUGAAUCAACAGGAGGAGGAGGUGAAAAAGCUGAGGGAGGAGAUGGAGGAGGAACAGGAGAAACAUCUAGCUAACCAGCGGGGUCAGGAGAAAGCCAGGAAGGAGUAUGCAAGAAUUCUGUUGGAGGUACAGACACGUCUAGCUCAGCGAGAUGAUGAAAUGAAGAGGGCUGAGGAGGAGGUGCAGAGACAGCUGCAGGAGGAGAGGAUGGAGAAAGGGGAGGUGCAAAGGCUACUCCAGCAAGCUAGAGAGGAGAAAGAGGAGCUUCAAAGGCUAUUUAAGCAAACUAAAGAGGGGGUGCAGAGGCUACUGGAGCAGGAGAAAGGAGAGGGGGAAGUGCAAGGGAUGUCAGAGGAGGUGGGGGGGCGAGAGAGACUGGUGGAGGUGGUAGAGGAGGAGAAGCUAACUCUUCAGUGCUUGGUAUUGGAGGUAGAGAAGGAGAAUCUGAGUCUUCAAAACCAGUUGGAGAAGGUGGAGGACCAGGUAAAGAAAUAUCUGCCAUCUCUAGAGAACCACAUGAAUGAGGUAGAGAAAGAGAGGGAUGAUCUGAAAACAGCAGCAACGUUUGAAAUAGACAAACAGGGCCUUCAGAACCAGGUAGAACUGAUGGAAGAGAAGGUUUCUCUCCAGAGCCAGGUGGAUGUGGAGGUCCAGGAGUUUCUUCUCCAGAGCCAGGUGGAUGUGGAGGUCCAGGAGUUUCCUCUCCAGAGCCAGGUGGAUGUGGAGGUCCAGGAGUUUCCUCUCCAGAGCCAGGUGGAUGUGGAGGUCCAGGAGUUUCCUCUCCAGAGCCAGGUGGAUGUGGAGGUCCAGGAGUUUCCUCUCCAGAGCCAGGUGGAUGUGGAGGUCCAGGAGAAGGGAAGAGGCUUCCAGAGAAUGCUGCUGGAGACUCAAGACAAGAGUGAUGCAGAGACGGAACACUGGAGGAGACGGUACGAGGAGCUCUAUGCCAAGGUCAAGCCCUUCCAGGAGCAGCUGAAUGGGUUUGCUGCGGAGCGGGAAUUGCUACUGAACGAGAACGGGGCGAACCAGGAGGAGCUAACACGGCUAGCGGACGCCUACGCUCGUCUGCUGGGCCACCAGAACCAGAAACAGAAGAUCAGACACGUGGUGAAGCUCAAAGAUGAGAACAUUUCCCUCAAACAGGAGCUGUCUAAGCUGCGUGCCCAGGUGUCCCGUCAGAAGAAGGGAGGCCAGCCCCAACGCAGGGUUGAUCCCAGCAAAGCCUUCAACAACCAGGACAGCAAGGAGAACCUGCUGCCACACCUCUCAGACACACCAGCAUUUCCUUUAGCGGAACACCUUCAAUUCUUCGGGACUGACUCCCAGGUGUCAGAAGCAUUCCACAGGGAUGCUGGCCCAGGUUGACUCCAGUGCUUCCCACAGUUGUGAAGUUAUCUGGAUGUCCUUUGGGUGGUGGACCAUGCUUGAUACACACAGGAAACUGUUGUGUGAAAAAAUAGCAGCGUUGACGUUCUUGACUUACUGGAACUGGUGCGCCUGGCACCGACUACCA
This is a messenger RNA of Oncorhynchus keta (chum salmon), 3505 nucleotides long. RefSeq names its product hyaluronan mediated motility receptor-like. The transcript has 20 exons. Gene Ontology annotation, molecular function: hyaluronic acid binding. Lineage: Eukaryota; Metazoa; Chordata; Actinopteri; Salmoniformes; Salmonidae. The record is from RefSeq and is a predicted model, not a curated record. Gene Ontology annotation, cellular component: membrane. The coding region runs from base 133 to 3357 and encodes 1074 amino acids.